GAUGUUACCAAGACUUGCCUAGUAAAGGUGCUGUUUCAAACAUGAUGAAAGAUUACCAGGACCGUUCGACAAGGGUUGCCCAUGGUCCAGAUGGGGGUCCGAUUCAAACAUCUGUCAUCCUGCACGGUGCCAGUGAAGUUUUCCGCAACGAGGAGUAUCAGGGGAAUGGCCUGAUGAUCAGUAUAUCAAUGCCAGUGUACAAUCGCUCGGGUGAUCCCCGGUUCCUUGGAAUGAUGGGGACGGAUUUACCGAUAGAAGUGCUGUUUGCCGCAUUUCCGCAGUACAAGCUGGGACCACUCGGUUACAUCUUCGCACUGAAUUCAAAUGGAGACGUUCUUUUUCACCCCACCCUGCGGCCCAAGGUUCCAUUUACCGAAGACCCACCAGAGUUUGACUGGCUAGAUCUCGAAAUCCAUAGUGAUGAUAGCAAAACAGAGGUUCCAUUUACCGAAGACCCACCAGAGUUUGACUGGCUAGAUCUCGAAAUCCAUAGUGAUGAUAGCAAAACCGAGCUAAGACGAAAAAUGAUUGAUCAAGAAACCGGAGAAGCAGAAAUAACCGAUUUUAUUCGGGUUACGGACAUGGUCCACACAUACAAAGCUGCACGGAAGUACUCUUUUGGUGGCAUACCCCAAACUGAAUUUGGUAUGGCCGUCGUCACUCCGGCUGAUCCCCAUGUGUACCUGUCCUCGGAACAUCCGCUUUCAUUGUCCGUUACAGAGGAUGAAGAAGGGUCGAUCACAAUUGGAACGGAAAAGUUGGAGCGCCUGCUUGGCGAAGCACGGGUAUUCCUACCUUCGGAAUUGGUCGAAAAAGACUGGCAAAACGAAGAGUAUUUCAGUCACCAUAUGGGCGAAAUGGCUCAGGAAGUUGAUACAAUUGCUUUGAUGAUGAACCUCAGAAACCCUACUGUAGAACCAACUCUUUCAAAUGAAUCGCUGAACGAAAACGAAACCGGCGCGGCGAUGAAUGUUACGGAAGCGUUCACCGAAGAGAAGGAAACGAUGUUACAACAGGUGUUCAGGGUGUUAUUCAAAAGGGACCUUGAAGAAUUUUACCCAACGUUGGAACAUUCAAAGGUAGAAUGCCUGCUCAACGGUACUUUGGAAUCCGGUGAAAACUGUCCAGCUUCAACAAUUCCGACGAACAAUUUGACUACUAAUUCAGUCGAAGAAGUUGUAGAAGAAGAACCGUCAGUAGCAACACCAACACAUUCGUCCAUGGCGACGGACGAUCUGACCAACGUUUCAGUUGCCGAAGAUGAAACGCUGAUAAACACUUCAACAGAAGCAACUAUAGAGACAACGGAAGACGAUUCAACUACAGAAGUAUCAGAAAAUAUCCUGAUCAGUUCCACCCCCGGUAUUGAUUUAUCGACGAGCUCGGUGUUUGCGUCUGAAACAUCAGCCGUGGAGGAAGUCAAAGAUGAAAACAUAUUGAUCAAAACCUUUCUGAAAAACGUCCGCAAUCUGAAAGAUUUCACUCCGCCCCAAGUUUCACAGGUGCUGUUUGAUCUCACGAUGGCCGAACAGGAUGUGUCGCAAUUCACAGCAACUAAAAGUCUACCUAAUUCAGCCAUUCGAUCGCGCACCAUUGUGCUGAAUUCAGGACUUGGUUGGACAAUCCCGAAAAGCCCAGCAGAAGCUUUUGAAGAUGAACUUACACAACACUCUAUAUCACCUAUUCUACAAAGGGUUUAUGACUCCAACAGGAUGAUAUUCUGGAUCCCCGUGAAGUUUGGAGUACCAAAAAGAAAGUUCUCCGAACCGGAAAACGUUACCGAUGGAAACGCUACUGAUCCCAGCUAUCAGGAGGGCACUGAUACUACCUUGAUCGAUACAAGUGAUGACGAAAAUGAAAUUCGUUCAACUGAGCAAGUGAACCUUACGGAAAUCCCCAGUCAUCCUGCGCCCGUAACCGUCUUCAAGUCAAUCGACCUUCCUUGGAGAGAUGGUUUAUUCAAGGCCGGAGUUAUGGGACUAACUUUGCACCCGGAGUUUCUGCCACAUCAUAUCCGGCAGCUAAGCCUUUGUUCGAAGGAAUCGCACAACACCUGUUACCUGCUUGAUGAUGCUGGCUACAUUGUUGCAGUUAAUAACGAAUCACUUAACUACCAGGUUGGGCAUUUCUUGGGAGCUGCAGACCCCCCGUUGAUGCGAGCUCUGCUUGAGAACAACAUAUACGACAGCGUAAUCGAUUACAAUUUUCAAGGACGGUGUGAGCCAAUCGAUUCAGAGGAUGCCCCAGAGUCGGCAGGGGUUAGACUCAAAUCAUUUCUCUUACCCGGCAGAACACAGGCCUUGGCGGUCGCACUAUUCAGCUACUGGUGGAUUACGGAUGACCUUCAGUUUGUUAAGUGGCCCCGUGCAUUCGCAACGGCUAUUUUACUCCCAUUUGGCGAAGUAGCCGCAACGCAACUUGAGCCGUCCAACUGUAUUCAGCAAAUUCAUCGUUACUUUGUGCCAAACCAAAAGAAUCCUGACAUAUUCGAGAAUAUAACAGAUUCUUCAUCCAGUUGGACUAGAACAACCGGCGGGAUCAUCAAUUGUUCUAUCGAUUGCGUGCGCGAUUGGAAAGUGGUGGAUAUAGAAGGCACUAACAUGAAACUAAUCAUUGUUAGCCAAGCCUGUUCAGGAAAUUGCAGUCACUUAGAUGAACGAGUCCCCAGUGGUCCGGUUGAGAGUGAUGGGCCAGACGUCUGUCAAGAGGUGAAGAAUCCACGUUAUCGAAAAUCAACUGGUCCAUGUCCUCUGACAGAUUUGGUAUACACCAAUCUCGAAUGUGGCACAUGUCGCGUGCGGUGCUCUGUUCUUCUUCUUAUAUUAUCCCUUUUAUUCAUUUAUUUUUCUCCGGAUUGAACCUUUCGCACCACGAUCCAUGUACAUCUUCCUUAGCUCGCCGCCCAAUUUCCCGUCAAAA
Opisthorchis viverrini is the source of this 2919-nucleotide messenger RNA. RefSeq lists its product as hypothetical. Bases 42 to 2858 code for a protein of 938 amino acids. The record is from RefSeq and is a predicted model, not a curated record. Gene Ontology annotation, cellular component: voltage-gated calcium channel complex. The transcript has 21 exons. Gene Ontology annotation, molecular function: voltage-gated calcium channel activity. Lineage: Eukaryota; Metazoa; Platyhelminthes; Trematoda; Opisthorchiida; Opisthorchiidae.